Molecule: messenger RNA, 333 nt
Organism: Opisthorchis viverrini
Lineage: Eukaryota; Metazoa; Platyhelminthes; Trematoda; Opisthorchiida; Opisthorchiidae
Exons: 1
Coding region: 1-333 (110 amino acids)
Source: RefSeq, a predicted model, not a curated record
AUGAUUGAAGAAGGAGCCGGUCCUAGCAUGUGCAUCGGUUUCCAGCUAACUCACCCGAGACAAACUGGAACCUUCACAUUUGAAUGGCUAAGGCACCAGGAUGAUAUCCUGCAUCAGCACCAUAAUCGACGCUCGGCUGGUGAGCCUGGAAACAAAUCAAACCUGUUCACUAGCCUUGCUGAACUAAAGCGUUUGAAUUUCACGAAAUUCUGGAAGCAGAAACUUGGCCACUUAACUACUGUGAUCAAAAAUCACCCCAUGGAGGUGUUCAACUUUCGGUACAGUGACCGACCACAUGGGCGAGGGCAUGUUCCUCUUGGUAAUCCACCUUGA